CUCAGAACGACCCAAACUGCGGCACCAAGGAACCAAAAGUUGGCCCAACCAUACCAUUUAAACCACUUGCUGCUGACAAAUCUGGACUGGGUAUUGUUGGCGGCGUUGAGGCUCUGCCCCACGAGUACCCGUUUGCAGCAUCAAUUGGAAAGCUUCAUACAUUAGCUGAUAAUAUUACGCUUGGUUACCGCUCUUUGUGUACUGCGUCGAUAAUUCACCCACAGUUUCUCUUGACAGCAGCUCAUUGCUCAAACGUAGUAGAGAAUGAUAUGCCAAGAGCUGUUGUUGCUGCCCACAAUAUUAGCGCUCAGGCAGUAGGCGGAAAUGAAGCUCACAAAGUGAUGGCACUCAUUGAAAAGUUUAUUCCCCAUCCUAGUUAUGAAGAAAUUUCACAUUUAACAUAUGACAUUGCUUUAGUGAAACUGACUCAACCACUUGAUGUGUCUGGCAAUCCUGACCUGGGGACAAUUUGUGUUCCUCCACAAGAUACCAAAAUAAACGCUUACGUUGGGAACCUUACUACUGCUGUAGGCUGGGGCGACACUAAUAACUCAUCAGAAAGCGACGAGAUAUUGCGAAAGAUAGUUGGCAUGUCAGUUAUUCCAAUGAGCGUAUGUUCACAAAAGUUUGGUGGUAUAACAUAUGAUGAAGAAGACUAUUUGCUUUGCCUUUAUCUUGAAGGAAGUAGUAUUUGUAUUGGCGAUUCUGGAGGUCCUCUCAUGCUAAAAAUUGAAAACAGAUGGACUGUUGUAGGAGUGACUAAAUUCGUAUACUCUGGUUGUCCACAAAAAGACUGGCCGCAAG
Rhagoletis zephyria (snowberry fruit fly) is the source of this 804-nucleotide messenger RNA. Its product is annotated as tryptase-like. The record is from RefSeq and is a predicted model, not a curated record. NCBI's taxonomy places the organism in Eukaryota, Metazoa, Arthropoda, Insecta, Diptera, Tephritidae. Gene Ontology annotation, molecular function: serine-type endopeptidase activity. Gene Ontology annotation, biological process: proteolysis.